Molecule: messenger RNA, 1113 nt
Organism: Anneissia japonica
Lineage: Eukaryota; Metazoa; Echinodermata; Crinoidea; Comatulida; Comatulidae
Product: pancreas transcription factor 1 subunit alpha-like
Exons: 2
Coding region: 80-703 (207 amino acids)
Biological process (GO): developmental process; regulation of transcription by RNA polymerase II
Molecular function (GO): RNA polymerase II transcription regulatory region sequence-specific DNA binding; DNA-binding transcription factor activity, RNA polymerase II-specific; protein dimerization activity
Source: RefSeq, a predicted model, not a curated record
GAACUAAGUACAAUUGUAUUAUAGGCUCUAACAGUUGACGAUAUAUUUCUUUAUAAAGUGUAUAGUAAAAUCAAUCGCCAUGGAAAAUUAUCCCAUGAUGUAUGCGGAUUUUUCACACCGGUAUUCGUUCUCCCCCUUUCAGAAACGAAGACAAGACCACGAGCUUGGAAAGAGGAGAAGACGGAAAACGAAAUGUCCAACACAACAGCAUGACCAACGACAAGCAGCUAAUAUGAGAGAGAGAAAGAGGAUGCAGUCUAUAAACGAUGCCUUUGAGGGACUUCGAGAGCACAUACCAACGUUACCUUACGAAAAACGUCUCUCAAAAGUAGACACUUUACGCCUAGCCAUUGGUUAUAUCGGAUUCCUUUCAGAGUUGCUUGACAACGAUCAGAAUUCUAGCGAAUCGAUUGAAGCUUUGAGAACAGAAAAACCAAAGAAAAUUAUUAUAUGUCACAGAGGCUCACCAACUCCGGCUGAGAUGGAGUAUGGCAUGCCACCUCUUGCGGGACACUCGCUCUCUUGGUGUAACGAAAAGAAAGUAUUUAGCUGCAAAUCGAAUAACACAAUGACAGCGAAGGUUUGGACACCUGAGGACCCACGAGGAGGCGGACAUUUUUGUCAUCUGAAAACCAGUGACAUUCAACGGGAGACCAUCCUACCCGAAGACACUAUACUAGACGGUCAUACAUUAUUAUUGUGAAAUGACUACACGAGAAAGCUGAAUAUAUUUCUACCAUCCGAUCACCAUCCAUUCUAAUAUUCGCCUUAAACCUGGACAAAAUGUUUGCAUAUUAAACAACAGUUCUGUUGGUCCACAUGAUAACGAUUUCAAUAUCUGUGGUCGAAUGCGUACGGUGCAAUAUUGUUUUCUUUUCAUAUAGAUAGGGUAAUCAUCAUGGUUUGUCGAUAUUUACGUUUGUUAAUGUAUUCAUUAGUUUAAAGUAAUCAACGCUUAUCAGCUAUGAAAACAUUCCACUUCAAAUUGUUCAUUCGACAAUAAUUAAUUUUAAGUUUAUUUCACGUUCGCAUAAAUGAGAUUCUCUGAACAUUUGAAGACAAAUGUAUUUUUUUUUUGCAUUCAAAGGGUGCCUUAUAUAAAUGUACAUAAUA